This is a messenger RNA of Phyllostomus discolor (pale spear-nosed bat), 4515 nucleotides long. It is a transcript of the gene HS6ST3, whose product is annotated as heparan sulfate 6-O-sulfotransferase 3. The transcript has 2 exons. Lineage: Eukaryota; Metazoa; Chordata; Mammalia; Chiroptera; Phyllostomidae. Bases 674 to 2086 code for a protein of 470 amino acids. The record is from RefSeq and is a predicted model, not a curated record. Gene Ontology annotation, cellular component: membrane. Gene Ontology annotation, molecular function: heparan sulfate 6-sulfotransferase activity.
GGUGCCAGCCAGUGUGUGCGAGUGUGUCUGCGUGCCCGCGCCUGGGCGGACCGACCCGGAGCGGCGGUGCGACUCGCGAGGAGAGGCCGCUCCGCACGGGCGCCUGGCCCGCGGCCGCUGCGGGGGAUCCGCUGCAAACUUGCGGCGGGCGCCGUCCGCCCUCGCUGCCUGGGCAGCCGGCACGCGUGCGGGGCGCGGUGCCCGCGGCCGGCCGGGGCGGCGGGGCCGGGCCGCGCCUUCGCCCUUGGCCAGCGCCCUGGCCAGCCUCAUGCAGCCCCCGCGCUCGGGGCCGCAGCUGCCCGGCUGCCCGGGGCAGGUCCAGGACCGGAGCCGCUCCACCCAGCGCCUGAGCGCGGGCGGCGGGAUGCCCCGCGUGGCCUGAGAGCGCGCCCGGCGCCCCGGCGGGAGCAGGAGGCGGCCCGAGCCGGGAGCUCCCGGGAGCGCAGGGCGCCCCGCGCCGCAGCCUCGACCGCACGCGCCGGCGCCCGCCUGCCCGUCUCCAGCGCCGGAGUGCUGCGGGGCCGCCAGCCAGCCGCACGUCUGGGCGUCAGGGGCAUGGAGGAUCGGCGGGCUCGGAGCCGCGCCCCUGAGUCCCCGAAACUUCCGAGCGGGCGCCCGUCUGCGCCGCUGCCGCCGCCGCCGCCGCUUUGCCUGCCGGCCUGAGAGCGGGACCAUGGAUGAAAGGUUCAACAAGUGGCUGCUGACGCCGGUGCUCACUCUCCUCUUCGUGGUCAUCAUGUACCAGUACGUGUCCCCCUCCUGCACCAGCUCCUGCGCCAACUUCGGGGAGCCGCCCCGCGCGGGGGAGGCCGGCCAGCCCGCCGCCGCCGCCGCCCGCCGGGCACAGGCGCCGCUCGAAGACCGGGAGCGGCGGCCCCAGCUGCCCCCGCCACCCCGGGGACCGCCCGAGGGGGUUCGGGGGGCCGUGGCGCCGGAAGACGAGGACGAGGAGCCCGGGGACCCGGAGGAGGAGGGGGAGACAGAGGAGGAAGAGGAGCCGGACCCCGAGGCCCCGGACAACGGCUCUCUGCCCCGGUUCGUGCCGCGUUUCAACUUCACCCUGAAGGACCUGACCCGCUUCGUGGAUUUCAACAUCAAAGGGCGCGACGUGAUCGUGUUCCUGCACAUCCAGAAGACCGGGGGCACCACGUUCGGCCGGCACCUGGUGAAGAACAUCCGCCUGGAGCAGCCGUGUAGCUGCAAGGCGGGCCAGAAGAAGUGCACCUGCCACCGGCCCGGCAAGAAGGAGACGUGGCUCUUCUCGCGCUUCUCCACCGGCUGGAGCUGCGGGCUGCACGCCGACUGGACGGAGCUCACCAACUGCGUGCCGGCCAUCAUGGAGAAAAAAGACUUUCCCCGCAACCACAGCCACACCAGGAAUUUCUAUUACAUCACCAUGUUGCGCGAUCCCGUGUCCCGAUACCUGAGCGAGUGGAAGCACGUCCAGAGAGGGGCUACGUGGAAAACCUCCCUCCACAUGUGUGACGGGAGAAGCCCCACCCCUGAUGAGCUCCCUACCUGCUACCCCGGGGACGACUGGUCUGGGGUGAGCUUGCGGGAGUUCAUGGACUGCACCUACAACCUGGCCAACAACCGCCAGGUGCGCAUGCUGGCCGACCUCAGCCUGGUGGGCUGCUACAACUUGACUUUCAUGAACGAGAGCGAGAGGAACGCCAUCCUGCUGCAGAGCGCCAAGAACAACCUGAAGAACAUGGCCUUCUUCGGGCUCACGGAAUUCCAGCGGAAGACACAGUUUCUCUUCGAGAGGACAUUCAACCUCAAGUUCAUCUCCCCCUUCACGCAGUUCAACAUCACGCGGGCCUCCAACGUGGAGAUCAACGAGGGGGCGCGCCAGCGCAUCGAGGAGCUGAACUUCCUGGACGUGCAGCUUUACGAGUUCGCGAAAGAUCUCUUCCAGCAGCGCUACCACCGCACCAAGCAGCUGGCGCACCAGCGCGAGCGGCAGAAGAGGAGGGAGGAGCGCCGGCUGCAGCGCGAGUCCAGGGGCCGCCGGUGGCCCAAAGAGGACGGCAACACGGAGGGCGCCGUCACCGAGGACUACAACAGCCAGGUGGUGAGAUGGUGACCCCCUGCGCUCUCCUCCCUCCGCGGCGGGAGGCUGAUCAGGUGCACUGACCUUCCUAGGUGGCAUUGCCUUGGAGACUGCUGCUGGGCCAUUCUGAAGGCAGCUGGCCGUGGGCAGCUUGAGCUGGACACAUCCCAUGCUUCCUCUUUGUCUUCAUAUUACCCAGAAGGAGAUGACGAGGCUUAUUCUUUUCCUCCUGACAUUUUCCAGUCUGGGGUAUUAAGUGGGGCAAGAAUGCAUCCAGUGUGGAUUGCGCUGGAAGGUCGAGGAGGGAGGUGCCAACGAGGCAACGGUCCUUGCCAUCUCCCCCGCAGUGGCACAGGUUGUGUAGUCCGGGCGACUGGCAGCCGCAGAGGCAGACAUGAAAAGCCGAAUGGUGGCUUGGAUGUUCUGCCGAAACUGGUGUGUUUCAUACUGUCUCUGUAAUGGAAAUACUGGCCUGUUUCAAGAGCGAGGGAACAAGACGCCCCUCUCAACCCUUUGAUGAGGUUUUCGGCCAGCCCUCACUUUGCUGUUGGCUGUCAUCUCUGAACUCUGUUCGAAUGUGGUUUCAAUCAUAAGAAGAGGAGUGUGUUUUGUUGCAGUCUUUCAAAGCGAGAUUUUUCCACUCUUGACCAUCACUAGAGACUCACAUCGCACAAAGCCCUGCGUCCUAGCCCUGAACCAUGUUUCCUUCCCCCUUUCUUUUUAGGGAAUGGCGAGACAGGGGUGCCUGUGGCCCCGUUGGUAGGGGCGUUUGGGGGAAAACGUGCUUAUUAACUACUAAUGCCUAAGGAGACCACAAGUUACCAGGUUUUAUUUGCGAUGUAAGGGAUGAAUGCUGAGGGGGAAGCGAGCGGGAAGAUGAACACAUGUCUACCAUUUCCAAACUGGCUACAGAACUUCGUUUUAUUCUUUUUUUAAAGAGCAUUUCAGAGUUUUUCGUUUUUGGAGCUGUCAUCUUCUUUGAUAGGGUACUGCCGGGCUUGAAUUCUGCUGUCACAGAGGGAGAGACAUUUCAAAGGAAUUGGGUCUGAAGAUGGGAGCUUCGCGAGGAGGCACACGAAAAGUCCCUAAAUAAAUAGUAAUUUUGAUUUAGGCCAGGAGAUAUGGAACACAAGGGGAUGGUUAUCCCAGGAGUUUAAAAAGACUCUGUCUCCAAAAGUCUUGAAUAUGCCUAGCCUGAUAACCUUUUCCUCCCUCCCUCCAUGGACUCCACCUGUUGCUAGACUGUGGCUACGGCUGGCGAAUCUGGCUACACUCACAAGGGUGUCCAACCUGUGGCCCGUGGGCUGCACGCAGCCCAGGAUAGCUAUGAAUGGGGACCAACACAAAAUCGUAAAUUUACUUAAAAUGAUAUGAGAUUUCUUUUUCAUUAGUGUUUGUAUCUUUAACGUGUGGCCCAAGGCAACUCUUCAUCUUCCGGUGUGGCCCAGAGACACCAAAAGUUUGGACACCCCUGGUAAGAGUGUAUGAAACCGAUCCAAAAAAAAAAAAUGCCCCGCAUCGCCGAGUGUUUCUUAUUUUCACCUUUUUUCCAGUCACCACUACAAUAAUACAGAGUGGUUUUUUUUUUAAUGAUAAGGGGAGACAAAUGGGAGAGGAAAUAGACGGCCCUUGCCUCCCCUGCAGGAGGAGGAUCAGAGUGAGUAAGAGAAGUUUCACAGCAGAUUGAUCUGAUCAACCCCCUCAAGGAGCCGAAGGCAAAAUGAGUGCAACUCCUAAAUCAGAUUGAAAAGCCUAUUUCAUUGAUAUCCCACGUGUUUGAUGUUAAAGCCAGCUUUGUCUGAGCCUCAUCUCAGCCUCCAGAACACUCUCUCCGGGGUUGAGAGUCCAUCAACCCACCGGCAUCCAUGGAGAGCCUGCCUGUGUGGAGCGGGGCCUGGUGCCUCCAUCAGGGAGAGAUCUGGGAAGGUUGCUUAGGGACGUCUCUCCCUACCCUUGGUGUCAUCUGUCAUGCGAGGGAAGUCCCUUUUGCCAGGAACUGCGGGAGGCCCGUGUCCUACCUUAAAUCUCUUCACCACCAGUUAUAUUUUAUUAGUCCCAAUUUCAUAGAUGAGUAAAGGGAAGCCCACGGACAAUAAGUAGUUUCUCGUGAAUCGUGCGCUAGGUCUGGCGGACUGCAAAGUGCAAGCUCUCUGUGCUCCUUCGUGGUUUCCACGCGGGAUAAAAGCUUCCCGCCAAGCACGCAAGAAUCCAGCCGCUCUUGCCCAGGAACGUAUGUCUCUGUCCCAAUGGAUGGCACAACUGUGACAGCACCAAGUUGGCAGUGACCCAGAGCCAUCCGGCAGUGGGUGAGUCUGGCCCUUUCCACAUCACCGACCUAUCAGUGAGCUCAGAGACUGGUGAUUUUUUAGGCAAUUGUGCUUUUGAGCUAUACAUAAAGGUGAGUUAAAGGGGCCAAGGACAUACAGGGUCUGGCACAAAUAAUGCCCCCUUUUUAUUAUAAA